AUGAGACUUGUGGUGAAAUUAAGGAUGAAUGUGUGCGAUGGUCGCUGCUGUGACGGCUGGAGCUGGUCCCUGAGAACCAGAGGAUGCAGUAAGCCUCGGUGUUUUCCUCGGUGCCUAAACGCCGGCAUGUGCCGCGCUCCAAACCGUUGUGUGUGUGCGCCCGGUUUUUACGGCAAACGCUGCCAGGUCUCCACGGUGACGGUGCUGUAUGCAGCAACGUCCAAUCAGAACUCAGAGGUCGGCGAGGUCAUCAGGAACAAGGACAACAGGCCACGGUCAGUGAGGAACUAA
Messenger RNA from Knipowitschia caucasica, 291 nucleotides. The record is from the annotation of a GenBank genome assembly. Lineage: Eukaryota; Metazoa; Chordata; Actinopteri; Gobiiformes; Gobiidae.